AUGGCCAUAAGUUGGGGUGACGGCACAAAAGAGGAGUUUUUGGGCGAGAGAACAAGAAACUACAAUACGUUCGUGAUGAAGAACCCGAAAGUUUUCUUUGACAUAUUGGUAGGAAAUGCCAAAGCCAGUCGAGUUGUGAUGGAAUUGUUUGCAGACACUGUACCCAAAACUGCUGAGAAUUUUCGAGCACUGUGCACUGGAGAAAAAGGAAUUGGAGCUUUGGGGAAGCCAUUGCACUACAAGGGAUCUAAGUUUCAUCGUAUUAUUCCUAAUUUUAUGUGCCAAGGUGGGGAUUUCACAAAGGGUAAUGGGACAGGUGGAGAAUCGAUUUAUGGAGGGAAAUUUGACGAUGAGAAUUUCACCCUAAGGCACACCGAGCCAGGUCUAUUAUCAAUGGCAAAUGCAGGGCCUAAUACCAAUGGUUCGCAGUUCUUUAUAACCACUGUGAAGACACCGUGGCUUGAUAGAAAGCAUGUGGUUUUUGGAAAAGUUGUUGAUGGUUAUAGUGUGGUGAAGGAGAUGGAGAAGUGUGGUACAGAGAGUGGAUCUCCUUCUGUACCUGUUGUAAUACAAGAUUGUGGUCAGAUAACUGAGGAUUAG
Molecule: messenger RNA, 600 nt
Organism: Striga hermonthica
Lineage: Eukaryota; Viridiplantae; Streptophyta; Magnoliopsida; Lamiales; Orobanchaceae
Source: the annotation of a GenBank genome assembly